Messenger RNA from Armigeres subalbatus, 3444 nucleotides. RefSeq lists its product as uncharacterized. Bases 1 to 3444 code for a protein of 1147 amino acids. The record is from RefSeq and is a predicted model, not a curated record. The transcript is spliced from 2 exons. Lineage: Eukaryota; Metazoa; Arthropoda; Insecta; Diptera; Culicidae. Gene Ontology annotation, molecular function: nucleic acid binding.
AUGACGCUCCUUGAAACGGUUGUCAAUAUCGUUGACGACCACGGCAUCUCGCACAAGGCUCGUGCUCUCCUCGAUUCGGCAUCGAUGUCGAAUUUCAUUUCGAAACCGUUGGCGAAGAUCCUCUUCAACCACCGGUCUACAGUGGACGUAUCCGUCCAGACAUCGGAUCCUCCACACAGAAGAUUAGUAGUGCCAUUACAGCAACCAUCGAGUCGGGAGAUCGAACGAUUUGCGUGGAAAAUUCCAAGCGUCGAGCUAGCAGAUCCACAGUUCAAUGUUCCCGGAAACGUAGACCUCGUCAUUGGUAGCGAAACGUACUGGAAACUCCACACGGGACGGAAGAUUUCUCUGGGUGAAGGUUUUCCGUGGGUAGUCGAAACUCUCUUUGGUUGGGCGGUCACUGGUCCCGCAUCUCGCUCGGCUACCAGUAUUCCACGGUUCUGCUACCUCUCCACUGCUGACGAUCGACUGGAAGCCGCUCUACGCAAGUUCUGGGACAUGGAAACAAUUCAAUCGGCUCCAGUUCGAUCUACCAAAGAAAGCAUAUGCGAAGAACACUAUGCUGCUACUACGAUGCGCAAUUCCGCAGGGCGGUACAUUGUGCGUCUUCCGAGAACUGAAGAUUCCGAAAAGGUUCUCGGGGAAUCAAGGUCGAUUGCCGAUCGUCGCUUCCUGAGCUUGGAACGGCGAUUAGAUAGAGAUCCUGCUACCAAGGACUCAUACCAUCGAUUCAUGGAGGAGUAUCUACAGCUUGGUCACAUGCAGGAAGUACCAGAGCCUGUAGAUGAUCGAAUUGAACACUCCUACAUCCCCCACCACGUCGUCUUCAAGGAAUCCAGCACUACCACGAAGGUCAGGGUAGUUUUCGACGCGUCAUGCAAGACCUCGUCCGGCUAUUCUUUGAACGACACGCUCCUUGUUGGACCAGUCGUCCAGCAAGACCUCUACUCCAUCUACACGAGAUUCCGGACAAAACGCAUUGCCAUAGUAGCAGACGUCGAGAAGAUGUACAGGCAGGUAUUGCAUCAUCCCGACGAUCGCAGUCUCCUUCGUAUCCGCUAUCGCAGAUGUCCAUCCGAUCCGAUCGCUACGUUCGAACUACAGACCGUGACAUACGGUACGGCUAGCGCACCGUACCUUGCAACGAAGACACUCCAGCAGAUUGCCAUCGACCAGGCGAAGUUCUAUCCUGCUGCUGUCGACCCAGUGGUGGAAGAUUUUUACGUCGAUGAUCUGUUGUCCCGCGCAUCUGACGUGGAAUCCGCCAAAACACGUCGCCUUCAAGUCACUGCCAUGCUUUGUUCCGCUGGAUUUCUGCUGAAGAAGUGGGCGUCGAACGCUCCAGAAGUCCUCCGUGAUGUUCCGCCAGAAGAUCUGGCCAUCCAACCUCUCCACGAUCUGCAGGAUGAGCAGAUAAUCUCCACGCUCGGCCUAUUGUGGGUCCCACAGGCCGACAACCUUCGAUUCAAAGUAGAAGUACCUCUCCCGGCGGCCAUCCUUACCAAGCGGAAGGUAAUGUCGUACAUCGCCAAAAUUUUUGACCCACUGGGCCUAUUGGGUCCGGUCAUCACAAAGGCAAAGCUCUUCAUGCAGCGCUUAUGGGCAUUGAAGCAUGACGGUGUUCUCUGCGAGUGGGAUUCUCCAUUGCCGGAUCAGCUGCAACACGAGUGGAAGCAGUUCCAUACCACGCUUCACAUUCUAGCUACAGUCCAAGUUCCUCGCUUCAUGUUUUCAUCAGUCGGUGCUACUAUCCAGCUCCAUUUCUUUGCCGAUGCAUCCUCCGUUGCAUAUGGAGCUUGCUGCUUCGUCCGCACGGAAUCGGCGGAAGGUAUACGAGUCCAGCUGUUGACAUCGAAGUCAAAAGUCGCGCCGCUAUCCACGCACCACUCCAUCGCAAGACUAGAGCUCUGUGCAGCACAUCUGGCAACUCAGCUCUUCAAGAAGGUGGAUGCCUCGCUGAAGACCAUCACCACCGCCUAUUUCUGGUCCGAUUCCAGCACCGUACUUCAAUGGCUGCGUGCCGUUCCAACCCGCUGGAAAACAUUUGUCGCUAACCGCGUGUCGAAGAUCCAGGCCACUACAAGUAUAGACCACUGGAGGCACAUAGCUGGUUCCGAAAAUCCUGCCGACGAUAUUUCGCGCGACCUCAAUCCAACGGACAUUAUCAACUGUUCCCGUUGGUGGCAUGGCCCUUCCUGGCUCGCACUGUCACCUGAAUACUGGCCCAAGACCGUCAUCGACCAGGAGAAUUCCCCGGUAGCGUCCGAAGAAGGGCGCAAAACACCGAUUGUGGCAAUGACCGCCGCACAAGCAGAUUUCUGUAGAGAUCUGUUUUCUCGUUACUCUCGCUACAACAAGUUACGUCGUGUGGUUGCAUUCUGCGGCCGCUAUAUCCAGCGAUUGAAGAAGCGCAUAGAGUUGCGCAGUUCCGGAUCAUCUCUUCCUCCGUUGGCCAUUAGUAUCCGAUCCAUUUCAACGUCCAUCGUACCACUCACCACUUCCGAGCUCCAGCACGCUGAAUACCUACUCUGCCGUUUAGCGCAGAAGGAAACAUUUGCUGAGGAGUUGUCGGAUCUUUCGAAUGGUGAACGUGUUGCCAAGUCAUCAUCGCUGAAGUGGCUGAAACCGUUCGUGGAUGAAGACGGUACUCUUCGCGUCGGUGGUCGCCUACGUAACGCCGCACUAUCCGUCGCAAACAAGCACCCGAUCGUUCUGUCCGCCAAACAUCCGCUGUCUGCUCUGCUGGCUAGCAGUUUUCACAUUAGCCUACUGCACGUAGGGCCACAACUCCUGCUAGCCACUCUCCGUCAGAAGUUCUGGAUCCUUGGCGGCAGAAAUCUUGUCAAGUUCGUCUUUCACCAAUGCCACACUUGUUUCCGAUCCAAGCCCACUCUAGUCCAGCAGAGCACAGCCGAUCUGCCGGUAUCGCGAGUGUCGCCGACGCGUCCGUUCUCCGUUUGCGGUGUCGACUAUUGUGGACCAUUUUACGUGAAAUCAGCAGUACGAACACGUGGCCCCACGAAAGUCUACGUGGCCGUAUUCGUUUGUUUCUCGACCAAGGCGGUCCACAUCGAGCUAGUGAGCGAUUUAUCGACUCCAGCGUUCCUAGCUGCACUCCGUCGUUUAGUCGCCCGCAGAGGAAGGAUCGUCGAACUCAAUUCGGACAACGCCACUACCUUCAAAGGAGCUUCGCAUGCACUCAAUCGAGUCUAUCGCAUGUUGAAGACUGAAGCCGCCGAUCGAAACCAAAUUUUUGACAGGUGUUCCGGAAACGAAAUCACCUGGAAGUUUAUUCCACCACGAGCACCACACUGUUGCGAGUUUCCGGUAGCGGGUAGAGCAGAACUACCAAAGCGGACACAAAGCAAACAAAACUGGAGGGCUAAAGCACCAACAAAACAAAUAAAGCCACAAAUCCAGAUUUUAUACAUGUAUUUCGGGUGA